UUCUCCAGUAUUUGGAAGAGAGAGCAACUCAGUCAUAAAUAAGCUGUAACCAUUCGGCAACUUCAAUGGAGGAAAGAAAGCAAAGAUGUUCCAUGCAGCUCAAGUUGGAGAUUGUGAGAGCAAGAAAUAUUUCAAUUCAGCCUGCCUCCAGAGGUAGUUUGUUUGUUAGAUAUCAUCUAAACAAGAACAUAGCAGUGGAUGCUAAGGAGGUUGAGGCCUCCACAGAGCCCCAGUGGGGGCAAACAUUCUGCUUGGAAUGUGAGGGAAAAGGAAUAGAGGAAAUGUUAUCUGCACUAAUAAUGGAAUCAGAGAAAGUUGUAUUUGAAUUGAGGUGGAGGAGAAGAAUAGCAGUAUUUGGAGGAUUGAAGAGCAAAUUAUUGGGAAAACUUGAGGUUACAUGGGAGGAGAUAUUGUCAAUUGCAGUGUGGGUUACAGAUGUUCAAUCUGAGAAAGCUCUUCCAUGGAAAGAAGAGAUCAAGAUGAAGAGCGAUUCAAAGAAAUAUAGCGAAAGUAGAAAUGUCGGAAGGCGUUUGGAAAGGGAGGAGUGCGGAUGUGGAGGACACGCGUGCAGAGCUCAUCAGGACGUCCAUUAUUUUGCUCAAGUGUAAAAGGAAACGUAUUUUUGUUUAAAUCACAUUUAUAGAAGUCUUGUCUGCCACCAUCUGGUAAAGUUGUACUAAAAUGUCUUUGUAAAACAUAAG
Molecule: messenger RNA, 701 nt
Organism: Cryptomeria japonica (Japanese cedar)
Lineage: Eukaryota; Viridiplantae; Streptophyta; Pinopsida; Cupressales; Cupressaceae
Exons: 3
Coding region: 66-608 (180 amino acids)
Source: RefSeq, a predicted model, not a curated record